This is a messenger RNA of Xiphias gladius (swordfish), 1410 nucleotides long. Its product is annotated as LIM/homeobox protein Lhx8-like. Gene Ontology annotation, cellular component: nucleus. The record is from RefSeq and is a predicted model, not a curated record. Gene Ontology annotation, biological process: forebrain neuron development; neuron differentiation; regulation of transcription by RNA polymerase II. Gene Ontology annotation, molecular function: RNA polymerase II transcription regulatory region sequence-specific DNA binding; DNA-binding transcription factor activity, RNA polymerase II-specific. Lineage: Eukaryota; Metazoa; Chordata; Actinopteri; Istiophoriformes; Xiphiidae. The coding region runs from base 297 to 1334 and encodes 345 amino acids. The transcript is spliced from 8 exons.
GGAAAUGUUCUCAUUAUUGUUUUUUUUUUCCAUCGCAAAAAUGCAGGCGUCCAUAUCAAAGUGAAUAUGUGGACCUCUGCGGUCCACACCGAGAUAUGAGCGCACAUGAAUUAAAAAGAGCUUUACAAGGAAAAAAAAAACAUGCUUUCAGAAAGUUUCACCCGAUUUUUAGUUUUCCAGGUGGCCCUGCGGGCGGUGGGCUGACCAUUGGGGUUGUCAUGGAAAUACGAAAGGCACAUUAGCCUACGCGGUCAUCACUAUGGCUUGCUCACCGCGCCGGGCGUGUCGGUGACACCAUGUCGGAGGGGGAAAGGCCACCGGCGGAGGCUGUUCUCGCUCAGCCGCAAGAAGGACAUUUCUUUGUCGACACGGGUUCCUCGGGGCCCGAUGACAUUUUCGAGGAGGACUCGUAUUCUCCGUCCUCCCUCUCUUCGUCGUCGUCGUCGUCCGUCCACACCGUGCCCUCCCUGCAGGGGAAAACCCUGUGCACCUCCUGCGGCCUGGAGAUAGUGGACCGAUACCUCCUCAAGGUGAACAACUUGUGCUGGCAUGUGCGCUGCCUCACAUGCAGUGUGUGUAAGACAUCACUGGGGCGACACGUGAGCUGCUAUAUCAAAGAGAAACAGGUUCUCUGCAAACUCGACUACUUCAGGAAGUAUGGGACCCGCUGUGCUCGCUGUGGCCGGAACAUCCAUUCUAGUGACUGGGUGCGUCGGGCACGAGGCAGCACCUUCCACCUGGCCUGUUUCUCCUGCACCUCUUGUAAGCGCCAGCUGUCCACUGGGGAGGAAUGUGGAUUGCUCGAGAACAGGGUCUUCUGCCGGCCACACUAUGAUGUUAUGAUGGAGAAUAUCAAACGCUCUAAGGAAAAUGAGCAACCAAAAGUAGAGGACGAGGUGGCAGACAAAGAUGACUCCGGUACCAUGCCUAGACCUGCUAAGAGGGCCAGGACCAGCUUCACUGUUGACCAGUUACAGGUAAUGCAAACUCAGUUUGCUAAAGACAACAACCCAGAUGCCCAGACUCUCCAGAAACUGGCAGAGAGGACUGGUCUCAGCCGCAGGGUUAUUCAGGUUUGGUUUCAGAACUGUCGAGCUCGUCAAAAGAAACACAUCAGCCCAAAUCCUGCAUCCUCAACAAUGAUGACAUCACUUGCUCCUGGUCAGCUGACUCCACCUUUGAUGGAUGAUCUGCAAUACACAACCUUUAUUUCCCCAGACACACCCCUCCUCACUACACUGACUUACAUGGAUGUCCAAACUCCAGACCCACUCUUGCUUCAGCCACUUAUAUCCCAUCCACUGACACAACUGCCAGUCAGCCAUGCCUCCUGAAAACUAAGGAUGAUAAGUGCCUGAUGGGAAGAUGAAGAGCAAAUCAUUUCACUUUAAUAAACUCCUGCAAAGAUUG